CCUGGUGGAGAGAGAGCCCAGUGAAAAAGCGAAGCUCUCGAUUUACCGGUCGAUCUACGUUCCCACCCUCAUCUAUGGUCAUGAGCUUUGGGUCAUGACUGAAAGAACGAGAUCGUGGAUACAAGCGGCUGGAAUGAGUUUCCCUGCAGGGUGUCUAGGUUCGGUCAAUCAAUCAAUCAAUCAAUGAACUUCAUUUAUAUCAUCAGGUACGUUCUGGUCGCAGGUCGUCUGGGACGGACUCAGUAGAGACGCUGCUUCUCCACACCAAGAGGAACCAGAUGAAUCAGGCUUCUGGUUAGGAUGGACGGUGAGGAGAUCAGGUCCCACCAGAGGAAGACAAACAGGAGGGGACUAAUAAUUACAGAGUUUGGUCUGGACUGGUUUGGUCUGGACUGAAUUAGUCUAGAUUGGUCUGGUACCUGCUGUAUGUUCGGUUGGAUGAAGGUUGGACCUGUGGUCUCUGCCCCCUCACUUCAUCCCAGGCCUGAUUUCAGCUGUCGGCUCGGACCGUUGAGGGUCCAGUUCCUCCGUUUUGCUCCCAUCAGCCUCUCAGGUUGAUUAGCUCUUCAUCAUCAGAAGUCUUCGUCUCUGAGAGUUGAUGUGAGAAACUAAAACCAGGAGAAAUACUUCCUGGUUUUACUGCAGAGUUCUGACUAAAUGUCCCGCUCUACCAGAGAUUUUUAUUUCUUUUGCUGAUGAGUUUUAUUAAGUGAUUGAGGUGAAAACAUUAAACUUUAACGGAGACCAAAGAACCCGGUUCUGUUGGAAUCGUCACUUUGACCAUAAAUGAAUUCAGUUGUGACUUUAGUGAACUGAACAGUGAACCAGUUCUUUCUAAGAGUGAAUCAUAAGUCUGAGGCGUUCAGGGUGUGAGUCGUGUUACAGGUGACCCAGGUGACCCAGGUGAGUUCAGGAAGUGCUCUCCUCUCCAGACUCCCUGGAUCGGUUUGUACGAUGAUGUGAACAGCUGGCGCUGGUCCAUGUCCGAAUCUGACUUCUACCGACAAGACAAGAAGAAGUUCAGGAACUGGGCGUCCAGAGAACCAAACAAUAACUAUGGAAGAGAGAACUGCGCUGAGAUGCGUGGAGACGGACGUUGGAAUGACGAAUUUUGUAAUCGAACUCGAAGUUCCAUCUGCUUGGAUGUCAAAGGGACAAAGGUGACGUUUGUUCACGUCAACGUCAACAUGACCUGGAUGGAGGCUCGGCGGUACUGCAGGGGGCGCCACACCGACCUGGCCAGCGUCAGGAACAUGGCAGAGAACCGGCGGCUGCAGGUCCUGGUGCCGACUGGACAACGGGCCUGGAUCGGCCUGUCCAGAGAGUCCUGGAAGUGGUCGGAUGGAACCGGCUCGGCUUUUAGCUUCUGGAUGUCGGGAGAACCCAGUAAGACCAGACAGAACUGCGCCGCGGCGAACAUGAAAGAUUCUGGAAGAUGGCAAAACUUUUGCUGCACAGAAAAGAAAUCAUCAGUUUGUUCUGCAGAUCCAUCGUUAAAGCAAGUGAAGCUGAAGGUGGUGAGAAGUUCAUCUGUGGAUCUGAACGACCCGGACCUGCUGGAAGACCUGCUGACGAAGAUGAAGCAGAAGCUGAGGGAGCAGGGAGUGAGUGGAGACGUCAGACUGAGCUGGAGGAAGCAGAAAGAUGGAAAAAUCUUCCUGAGGAAGAAGAACGAUGAGCUUUAG
Xiphophorus hellerii (green swordtail) is the source of this 1685-nucleotide messenger RNA. Its product is annotated as macrophage mannose receptor 1-like. Bases 981 to 1685 code for a protein of 234 amino acids. The transcript is spliced from 4 exons. NCBI's taxonomy places the organism in Eukaryota, Metazoa, Chordata, Actinopteri, Cyprinodontiformes, Poeciliidae. The record is from RefSeq and is a predicted model, not a curated record.